Molecule: messenger RNA, 3919 nt
Organism: Pecten maximus
Lineage: Eukaryota; Metazoa; Mollusca; Bivalvia; Pectinida; Pectinidae
Product: non-symbiotic hemoglobin 1-like
Exons: 3
Coding region: 796-1398 (200 amino acids)
Molecular function (GO): heme binding; oxygen binding
Source: RefSeq, a predicted model, not a curated record
CACAGCUAACAGCAUUAGUAGAUAAGGCUACGUGUUUAGGAAGGCGUACUCCAGGUGUAACCGUCAUCAUUAUUUCAAGGUAAUGAUUUUCAAUCUUCCAACGCGCUGCUGUGAAAAUACCGAGACACCCUACAGUUGGGCCAAAGGGAGAGCGAAUGUUUACCUAACAAUCAACACCCACUCUUCAUCGUACCGAUAGUUCAGGCUACCAUUAGGUCGUCUUCUUAUACGUUCACGUUUGCGAAUAUCCAGAAACUCUUGCAAAGACAUCGGCUAUUUCCUGUAAUAUUCUCCAGAGACAUAACAAAGCACUUGAGGGCUGUUUCUCAAUGGUUGUUAUAAAUAGGUAUAACCUCUCGGAGAGAUGAUACAGUUUAACACAGAAGUUUAUCUAUUAAGUGUUUGAGUGUGCUAAAUCUGUGGAUGUUAAUUGACUAUGUAUUAUCGUUACCUUGUUUAAGGGUCGGUGGUCUGUGUAGUUUGUACGGAUACGUCUGGCCACCCCGACAUUUAUCGAUCUUUGUUGUUCCUAACUCCGUACUCGCGGAUCCUAUUGGUUGAGCUUUGUAUUAUAAUUCGUUUCGCUGAAGAUUAAAUAUAUUUAAUUGGUCGCCAUGCGUGCUCGAACUAUCUAUCAUCGAAGUGUUUGACGAACUCUUUACUAUUAUAAGACUACUGACUGCAAUUUAUACUUACGGAACAAUGAAUACGUGAAGACUGAAACCUGAAUGUUUAUGAAAAAAUCUUUAAAAUUUUCAGCUUCAAUGAUGUCACUAGAUUUCUAACUUAGACAACAUGGGAUGUAUUUACGCUAAGAGGAGGAAAGAGGCGUUACGAAAGGGCUUGGACAUUACCUCAAACUCACACAGAAAGAAAACUUAUCUCAAAAACACAAAUCAGUGUGACGGGUCUCCUCAACAGGCCCGGGGACUAACCGAGCCUGCCCCGGAAUUUACCGACCGCCAGAGGGAGCUAGUGGUGCAGACAUGGGGGAUAAUACAGGAAGAUAUGGCACGUGUCGGUGUCGUCAUGUUUAUGAAGCUGUUUGAGACUCAUCCAGAUGUACAAGACGUUUUCAUGCCAUUUAAGGGACAAUCCAAAGAGGAUUUGAAACACAGCUCACAACUCAAGGCACAUGCGUUGAGAGUGAUGAACACAGUGGAGAAAUGCCUUGGGCGGAUGAAUGAACCUGCAAAGCUACAAGAAAUGCUUCAUGACCUUGGCACGCGCCACGUCAUGUAUAGUGCCAAGGUCGACUAUAUUGACCUGAUCGGUCCCCAGUUUAUCUGGGCUAUCCAGAGUUCCAUCGGAGACCAGUGGACACCGGAAGUAGAACAAGCCUGGUCAGACCUAUUCAAACUCAUAUCACACUACAUGAAGGCAGCCAUGGUAUUCUGAUGUACCGUAGUAAACACGAGGCGAUAUCAAUCGAAUUUCCAACAAUCCAAGUACAUGUUAUCAAAGUGUAAAUAGUAUCAAUCAAUGUACAGUUUUAGAAACAGAUGAGUUAAUGUACUGAUAAAUGGCGAGGACAGGACAUGGGAUCUUUGGAAAAUGUGCAGGACUUAGACAAUUGUCCGAAAUACUUCAGUGCGUGUGCACUUGUCGGAAUGACUUAUAUGUAGAGUGGUGUGUGCGUCGAUCAUGUCCGGUGAAGUUAACUGAAGUAACAUGUUUGAUUCCCUAAGCGGACAGUUGGCAUGGGAUAUAUUUGUGUGAAAAGGCUGCCUCUACCUUUAGGUAGACGGUGGCGAUACGGAGCGUGAUGACACACUGUUCAUCUAAGUGGGAUUUUCACAAAUAACUAGUUUCAUUGGGUAUUGAUAUGUAAUGUUGUUGUAAAUAGACCGAUAGAAGAGGGCGGAUUGUUACAUCUUAGUUAGAGAACUGACCAAAUGCACGAGUUUGUCUUUGUCAGACAUCUGGAAUAUUUUUGAUUGAUAACAUUACCUUAUCAUUAUAAACAAUAAAUCAAACAUCAUUUGAUAGAUUUUUUUUCAUAUCAAAAGGUGAAAAAUAUACAUAAUGAACAAGAACUGAUGUCAACGUCAAAACGUUGUUGCUAUUAUUUGUAGAUAUACAUGUAUGUAUCUUUCACUUCAUUAUCCAAAAUCGUAAUGCCCGUGAAUGUAAGUACGACGAACACAAAACGUGAUCCGUAGUACGCUGUGUAUAUAUAAAAGCACGGAUAUCUGGUAGCAUUUUCCUAAUCUCCUUUUUUAAAUAAGUUUAACCCGAAGAAAUAGAUCCUUUACAGAAAGCCAUCUUUCUUUCCUCUUCAUAUAAACAGCAAAUCCAGUCAAAACAUUGAUAUUUUACAGGCCUAUGAAUUCCUACUAUGGUGCAAUUUAACAGAAAUUACUUGAUGAACUUUCAGUAUGUUUCAUGUCAAACUGUCGGACUUGCUGUUGACAUGUAAUUUGGUAAGCUUUUUGUAAAUUUCACCAAAACAUACAAAAAAAACAUGUUUCAGGGGAUAUUAUUACCUCAUUUGUGUCGCAUAUAUUGCACAAAAUAGCCAUGUCGUUUUGUUCACAAGUGUUCGAAGCAAAAAAUAGGAGAAUUGGUUUGACCAGAUUUGAUUUCACAGUAUGUAUAAACACUGUUUUAUCUUGACCUUGAAAUUUAAAUGACAGCCGUAAAUAAUAUCACAAAAAUAGGGCAUAUAAGGUAUUUCAAACAUAAGAAAAAUUGUAUUAGACACUCUUGACAAUGCAACAAGACUGCUUUUAGAAAAAAAAUGUUCGACUGUUGAGUUUGAAGUAAAAUAUGCCUAUUUCAAAAAGAGGCCACAAACUCACUAUCUUAACAAUUUGAUUUAAAAAGAACCAUCUUACUAUAAUCAGAUGUCUUAAAAGUAUGAUAAAGGAGGAUUUAAUUGAUUGAAAUGCCUCCCUUUAUACACUAUUUGUGAAAUAUUAUUCACAGCCGUCAUUUGCAUUUCAAGGUCAAAACAAAAUAAGCAUUGUUACGUACAUAAAGUCAAAUUCUGUCAAACAAAUGUUCCUACCCUGUGAUAUAGACACUUGUGAGCAUAACAGCUCGGCUAUUUUUCAGGUUUGGUCAUUUUUGUGACUCAGAAUUAUAUUCCAUGUUACACCAUAACACAAAGAAAUUCUUAAGAAGAAAAAUGAUAGCAUCUACAGCAAAUUCUGAUUGUGAUUGUAAGAAACUACAUGUCCUAACUAACAUUUUGGUAUAUUACAUUACUAUUUUUGUGCAAUUUUUUAUUAUAUAUUUGAAAUUCAAAAUUAUUUUGCUACAUAGAUGACCCUUAAGAAUUCAAUACUUAUCAGUAAUCAUACAUUAUUGGAUAAACAACAAUGAACUGUUUGCUCAUAUAUUGACACUUAUUAAAUAUUUCUGCUCAAAAUCUGUCUAACCUGAAUUCAAUAUUCCAUGCUUGAAUUACAUAAUGUAUAUAAUGAGUCCGGGAUAGCGACAAAAGCAACGUAAUUAAUCAUUACAGCUAUACAGACAGUGUCUGAAAGCUCGUUAUACCUGUUCUACCGACAGUGUACAACUGAGACAAACAAAAAUGGUUUUGUUUGAAUAUAGUGAUGAAUUAUAAUUCACUAAGAUAUUGAUAUGUCGAUCGGACAUACCCUAAAAUAGAAAUGAAAAACGCAUUACAUUCUUUAACUGCCUACCUCAAUGUUUACUUACAUUGCAACUAAAAAGAUCAUUUUACAUAGAUUAUCUAAUAUCUCUUUCUCCUUGGCAUAGUCUUACUGCUUAUUACAAACUGACAAAUCGGGGUGAGGGUUGAUAAGGAUUGAUUGAUUCAAAUUGAUAAAGAUUUAUUACUAUAAAUGUUUCUCACGACAGGUUGUAGUGAAAAUGGUUACUUUCCAGUCAUAUUGUAAGCAUUGUCAUAAGACUAUACCUGUUUUUUAACAAUAAAAUUUGUGACGUUUCA